Molecule: messenger RNA, 5212 nt
Organism: Acanthopagrus latus (yellowfin seabream)
Lineage: Eukaryota; Metazoa; Chordata; Actinopteri; Spariformes; Sparidae
Product: tenascin
Exons: 19
Coding region: 241-3948 (1235 amino acids)
Molecular function (GO): protein binding
Source: RefSeq, a predicted model, not a curated record
GGCUGCUUCGUCAUCUGCUCAUCUAAAGGGAGAGAAACCUGGAGGAACAACGGAGAGGUGGGAGGAAAACACAAACCGCCAUCGCCUCCGCAGAGUCUGAACCGAGAUCAGUGUGACCUGCUGAUCCGUCCAUCACUCUGAACAUCUCGGAAACUUCAGCUUUAACUCAACCAAACAAACUUGCUGCAGUCGACUCAGGUUCCCUGAGGAGUCCAGCGCUUUCCUGGUCCAACCUCAGCGAUGUUCCCCUUCAUCCCCUCCUUCGUCCUCGUCCUCCUGCUGGCUGUUCCAGCCCUCCUGACGCCGACAACCUCACAGGAGUUACAGGUCAGAGGUCACAGGACACCGCGGGACGCCCAGCAGGACACCAUCAAGGUGGUGAUCUCGGAGGGCUGCGCCAAUCAAGGAGAUUCAUCUGAUGUCAGCCAGGGAGGUAAAGAAAUCGACCUGAGUCCUGGUUCCCCUAUAGUCCUGACCCAUAAGAUCAAACUGGUCCCGUCGGGUUCAGGUUCAGGAUCCGAGUCUUGCAGCUGUGAGACGGACUUCGCUGCCCUGCGGGAGCGCCUGGAGAGGCUGGAGAGGGAGGUGUCGGCCCUCAGGGAGAAAUGUGGAGGAGCUGAAGGAGGCUGCUGCACCUCCAAGGAGAGCAAAGGUGCAGGUUGCUCCAUCAAACCCGACAUCGAUCAGUGUCCCAACGAGUGCAGCGAUCAGGGUCGCUGCGUGGACGGAAAGUGCGUCUGCUUCCCAGGUUAUAGUGGACCGGACUGCAGCGAGUCCAACUGUCCUGGGAACUGCAACGACAACGGCCGGUGUGUGAACGGACAGUGUGUGUGCGAUCCUGGUUUCUCCGGUCCCGACUGCUCGCAGAGAGGCUGCCCCGACAACUGCAACGACCGAGGCAGGUGUGUGAACGGCAGGUGUGUGUGCGACAGCGGCUUCGCGGGUCCCAGUUGCUCAGACGAAUCCUGUCCUGGAAACUGCAACAACAGGGGGCGCUGCGUCAACGGCAAGUGUGUGUGCAAGACUGGAUUCAGUGGACCGGAUUGUACCAAAAGAGGCUGUCCUGAUAACUGCAGCGACCGCGGCCGCUGUGUGAACGGCAAAUGUGUGUGCGACAGCGGCUUCACCGGUGCGGACUGCUCUGAGACCGCCUGUCCCGGAAACUGCAACAACAGGGGGCGCUGUGUCAACGGAGAGUGUGUUUGCAAUGAAGGAUUCGGCGGCCCAGAUUGCUCAGAAAUCAUCUGCCCGAAUGACUGCUACGACCGUGGAAGGUGUGUAGACGGUGUUUGUGUGUGCGACAGCGGUUUCACCGGUGAAGACUGCUCUGAGGUUUCCUGUCCAAGGAACUGCAACAACAGGGGGCGCUGCGUUAACGGACAGUGUGUCUGCGAUGCUGGAUUCACCGGUGAAGACUGCUCUGAGGUUUCCUGUCCAGGGAACUGCAACAACAGGGGGCGCUGCGUUAACGGACAGUGUGUCUGCAAUGCUGGAUUCACCGGUGAAGACUGCUCUGAGGUUUCCUGUCCAGGGAACUGCAACAACAGGGGGCGCUGCGUUAACGGACAGUGUGUCUGCGAUGCUGGAUUCACCGGUGAAGACUGCUCUGAGGUUUCCUGUCCAGGGAACUGCAACAACAGGGGGCGCUGUGUUAACGGACAGUGUGUCUGCGAUGCUGGAUUCACCGGUGAAGACUGCUCUGAGAAAGCGUGCCCCAAAAACUGCAGCAACCGCGGGAAGUGCAUGAAUGGGAAGUGUGUUUGCGAUGUCGGGUUCGCCGGGCCCGACUGCGCCGCCAAAGGCUGUCCCAACAACUGCAACAACAAAGGGCGGUGCGUCAAAGGCAAGUGUGUCUGCCGGCGUGGGUUCACCGGACCAGACUGCAGCCAGUGUGAAGACGGGAUGACCGGACCCAACUGUGACACUGCCAUGUCGGGCGUCUCUCAGCUCAGCACUCAGGACAUCACGGAGACGUCCGUCACUCUGGUCUGGACUCCGCCCCCCGUCCAGUAUGAGACGUACUACAUCACCUUCAGCAGUCAGAAGGAGAGCGACCAGCAGAUCAGUGUGCAGGUGGAGGGCAGCCUGACCACCUUCACCCAGACGGGGCUGGCAGCCGGUCAGGAGUACACCGUCACCAUCACCGGAGAGAUCGACGGCCGGAGGGGAACCGAGAGCUCUGCUGAGUUCAUGACCCUGAUUUCUGGUCCCACAAACCUCAAAGUUGUCAAGACGACCACGACGUCAGCUGUGGUCCAAUGGGAGCAGUCUCUGGGUGAGAUUGACAGAUACCGCCUGACCAUCACACCCAGCGACAGAGCAGGAAGGAGUCAGGAAAUGACCGUCCCAUCUGACCAAAACUCCGCCCACAUCCAGCAGCUGGAGGCGGGGCGUUUGUAUGACAUCAUACUCACGGCGGAGAAGGGCUCGAGUCGGAGUAAACCUGCAACCACCCAGGUUACUCCAGGCCCGGAGCCUCCCACCAACAUCAUCUUCAGCAAGGUGACAGAAAACUCUCUGACAGUGUCGUGGACCAAACCCAAGAGUCCCAUCAGCGGAUUCAAGGUCACCUACACCCACACGGAGGAUGGUGAGCCGGUGUCGGUGUCCGUGGACAAAGACGACUCCACCCUCGGCCUGACGCAGCUCUCUCCCGGUUCAACAUACGAGGUCAGCGUCAUCUCCAUCCUCGGACUGGACGAGAGCGAUCCAAUCAAAGACUUUGCCAUGACACUACCCGACCCGCCGACAGACCUGCGGGCUGUAAACGUCACGGACACCAAGGCCUUGUUGUUGUGGCGUCCAGCGUUGGCAGCCAUCGAUAAAUACUCCAUCGUUUAUGGCUCCGGGACGGGUUCAGAGUUGAGGGUCAGUGUGUCUGGAAACGCAGCCGAGCAGCAGCUGAGCGGUCUGGAAGGAUCCACCACUUACACCGUCACCAUCACCAGCCAGCUGGGCAGCCGGGAGAGCUCGCCGGCCACCACCACCUUCACCACCGCCAGAGGCUCUGGGGGUGACGUCGACAGGCCCAGUGAUCUCCAGGCCCGCGAUGUGACACCUCGCACCGCCCUGUUGUCGUGGAAACCACCCUCAAAUCCCGUGGGCAGGUACAGACUGACCUAUCAGACGGAGGGGCAAGAAAUGAAGGAAGUGAUUGUGGACGCCUCAGUAACACAGUACAACCUGACCAGACUUUACCCGGCGUCCAAGUACACGGUGCAGCUGCAGGCGGAGACGGGAGGACGAUACUCUGCUGCCAUCGUCACCGACUUCACCACCGGCACCCUGAGGUUCCCCUUCCCCACAGACUGCUCUCAGGAGCUGCUCAACGGCAUCCGCACAUCCGGCGAGGUGGAGAUCUUCCCUCAGGGGAAGCCCGGGACGUCCAUCAUGGUUUACUGCGACAUGGAGACGGACGGAGGAGGCUGGAUGGUGUUCCAGAGGAGGAAGGACGGCUCGGUGGAUUUCUUCAGAGGCUGGAAGGAUUACGUGAGAGGAUUCGGCGAUCUGAGUGGAGAGUUUUGGCUCGGACUCGAAAUCCUCCACAACCUGACCACCAUGACCAGGAUGACUCUGCGUGUCGACCUGCGAGACAAAGACGAGUCAGUGUUCGCUAAGUACUCGACAUUCGAGGUGGCGAAGAGGAACUACAGGCUGAGCGUGGGCGGAUACAGCGGCACUGCAGGCGACUCCCUCAGUUAUCACAACAACAUAGUCUUCUCCACCAGAGACCGCGACCCGGCGCCCUUCAUCACCCGCUGCGCCAUGUCGUACCGAGGAGGCUGGUGGUACAAGAACUGCCACGAGGCGAACCUCAACGGCCUGUACGGCAUCGACGUCAAACACCAGGGUGUGAUCUGGACCUCCUGGAAAGGGAAAGACCACUCCAUCCCGUUCACUGAGAUGAAGAUGAGACCGGCAGCCUUCAGUCCUCCAAUCAGAGGAUGAGAGAGAGAGAGAAGAAGAAGAUAAAGGACUGCUUAACACACACACACACACACACACACACACACACACACACAAAGACACACACACGAGAACACACACUCAUAGUAACUCUCACUCGAGGAGAUGAAGACGUAUUGUUUCAUGUGUAUAGAGGUCAGUUAUCAGUAUGUUACUGUAGAUUGUACAGUCUCUUCACCUUUUCUUUUAUAUUUCCUUCUUUAAAAUGUGGCUCCUCCCACUUCCUCUGUAUUUAAAGGGUCAGUUCACCGACAAAAAAAAGGCAUAUUUGCCUCUCGUCUGCCUGUGCUGAUGCUUUUGGUUUGCAAAUGAAGCUGCAGGGACGCAGGAAGUCAGUCACAGCUGAGAGGUUUUAAUAACCAGGAUCUUGUUAUUAACAACAAUUUAAUGCAGUCUGAGAAGGUUUUUUAACAAAUGCAGUAAACAGUUACCAAUAUAGGCCACUUCUUGGAGGAAGUCCCCAGACUCCCUUAAGAAAUCGCUCAAUUUUGUGAGUUGUUGCAUUCAGAGAAUCUUGCUGAACUUUGUGAAACUCUCACUCUGACAAAUUCUUGAUAACUUGGGUCGUCUUGUAAAUUCGGCAAAUGUUACACGAUUAAAGAAGACUGUGUAAGUUUGUCCCAGCCACUCGAGUCAUAUGUUGCGCUCAGCACCGAAACUUCCUGCGUCCCUGGUCGCUGAUAUUUGCAGCAUUUCAGUCAGUUUUUGUCGUCAGGUCCAAAACAGCUGCUCAGAAGUUUCUGUUUGGUUUGUUUUUUUGUUCUUUUUGAUGUAAAUAAAUGUCAUAGAUAAGUGUUACACAUGCAGCAGAGUGCAGAAUCAUUUCUACACCAAGUGUUGGUCGAACAAACGUCUCAAAUGUGUGUUUUUUUUUCAGAAAAUAAUAAAACCUCUUGUUUAUGUAUUUCUGACUUCAUCCUGUCGGCUGUCAUUUGAUUUUUGAGACGUAGAAGGAAACGUGUGACAGCAGGUGUUUCUCUGUUAUUCAGUCUGUAAUUUGGAGCCUUGAGACUCUGAUUGAGCUCUGAUUUAUAGCUCGUCAGCGCCCCCUGCUGCUCACUGUCAGACACAUCAGCUGCACUGUGCCCCUCAGGUAACAGGUGUGUGGUAACGUUCUCAGGAACGAGCAGGUGAGUGAUGGAGAAUAUCAUGUUGGUCCUUCUGUGUCCUCUUCUUGUAAAUCUCCCCAUGUUUUAUUUUGCUUUUCAUGUUGCUCACCUGAAAAGAAUACGACAAUAAAAUGACU